CUGUGAUCGCGGCGAGGCGCGAGCGCGAGGUGCCCGCAAACGUGGAAGGGAUAACAUGGCUACCGCCUGGUGACGUUCCGCUCGGCCGUCGUGGGUAUUACUGGGUAUAUCAGAUGCUCCGGGAAACAUCUGGUGAACGUUCUCGGCGACGUGCUGCAGAUAGCGAUCCCGUCGAGAGGAGUACCGCGCGUCGAGGGUGACGAUCGUAUAACGCGAGAUAGGCAGUGACAACGCAAACAUGAUGAACAUGUGGAAAGUGCGGGAGCUGAUGGACAAGGCGACGAAUGUCGUGAUGAAUUAUACGGAAACGGAGGCCAAAGUUCGGGAGGCAACUAACGACGACGCGUGGGGUCCCACAGGGGCAAUGAUGCAAGAACUGGCUCAGGCCACAUUCACGUACGAGCAAUUUCCAGAGGUAAUGUCCAUGCUCUGGAAAAGGAUGUUGCAAGAGAAUAAACGAAAUUGGCGACGAACGUACAAGUCAUUGCUCCUCCUUAAUUACUUAGUUCGUAACGGCUCGGAACGGGUCGUCACAUCGUCACGCGAGCACAUCUACGACCUCAGGUCUUUAGAAAAUUACACCUAUAUCGACGAGUUCGGGAAAGAUCAAGGAAUAAACAUUAGACACAAAGUUAGGGAAUUAAUCGACUUCAUCCAGGACGACGAUAAACUCAGGGAUGAAAGGAAGAAGGCUAAGAAGAAUAAAGACAAGUAUGUUGGCUUAUCGAGCGAAGCGAUGGGAAUGAGGUUUGGCGGUGGGGACAGAUGGAUGGACAGUCCCAAGUGGAAUAAAUCUGGUGCAGAGACGUAUAACGACUGGGAUUCCAAUCGUGGAAAAGGAUUUGAGGAUGCAAAUAACAGCGAUGAUGGCGAAAGAGAAGACUCGGACAAUGAAACUAGCCCAAAGAAAGGUGGAAGAGAGUAUAGAGAUACGUUGGAAAAUAUAAAUCAAAUUGGUAAAACUGCUCAAACAUCAAUACCUUCUACAAAUGCAUCUCCGGCACGGACGGCAAGGACUAUCAAGAAAGUAGAUCUUGGAGCGGCAGCAAAUUAUGGAAAAGAGCAAUCUAAUAAUAGCACACCAGUACAACAAAAAAAUAGUUUAUCAUCGCCGAAAAAUCAACAGAAGACCAAAAAUGACAUAUUAAACGACAUUUUUGAAUCGCAGAGUGAUAAUAGUAGACUAGACGAUGACGAUUUUAAUCCCCGAGCGAAUACUCAAUCGCUUGCUCAACCGCCGCAAAAUGCGAAUGCAGAUUUUGGCGAUUUUACUAGCGCGUUUAAUAAUCCCGCGACGGUUAAGACGAAAGACAGCAACGACGAGUUUGCCGAUUUUACGUCUGCCUUUAAUAAUGUCGCUGUAUCUAAUCCUCCAAGCCAGCCGCAGUCGCAAAUCAAUCUGAUGGGCGUAGCAAUACCGACUGUGAAUAAUCCAGCAGCAAAUAAUAUGAAUAAUAGUAACGCAAUGUACGCCAAUACAAUGCAAACGGCAGGCACAACAGCGUUCACCGAAACCCCCGUUAUUCAAAAGACGUCUAACGAUCUAUUUGAUUCUUUAUCAUCGCAAGGUCCCAAUAAUCAAGUCACAAAUAAUAAUACAGUGACAUCAAAUACGGAUCUUUUGUCGGACUUGGACAGUUUGAAUGCCCCAGCCAUGAGGCCUGACGGGCGAAUAAACAGCUCUAAUAAUUCGAACAUUUUUAUGGGGAUGAACAACGCACCUACCAGUACCGUCAAUUACGCAGCCUGUAAAUACGAAGAGAACGUCGCGUCGAUCGAGAAUCUCUCCAAUAAUGCCGCCAAUCUAUUAUUGGAAGUAUUGUGCACUAUAUGCGAUAUUAAAAGUUGCGCUGAUUUGGAAAGAAUAAGAUCGUCCGUUUCGAACUACAUCAGAUUUUUACCGGGGCCUGUUACACCUCAAAAGUACAGUGGUCUCGAUUGCGAUGCGAAAGUGGAUGCCAUAUUGUACGGAAGAAUUUUGGAGGAAAUAAUUGGUAAAUUCGAUCGUGAUUGGCCGCUAAAUGAGGAUGGCCUGGAUCCCUUGAUCGAAAAAUUGAUAAUCGUCGAUGGUGCAACGGUCUUCAUGUUAUCGGAAGCUUUAAGAGCUUUAACUAACGCAUUAAAUGAGUCUAAGGAUGAGAAGAAAACUCAUGUUAUUUCAACGUUAUUGAGUAGCCUAUUAAAGAGUGACAUGAUAUUUUCGGGGAUAUUGGACGCGUGUAGAGCGCGUUCUCAUAUGCAGGAGGAAGAACUCGAUCAGACUUGGCGAAGUACGACACAAAUGUUGAUCUCCUUGCCCAGUCGUGUAUCAAAUAAACUGCAGUUCGACACGCCUAAAUCUUACACGCCGCAGGUUUACGUGAAAACGCUCUGUUUUCACAUAUCUUGCGCGAUAUCGUUUAUCAAUGAGUUAUGCAAAUAUGAUAUUAAGCCGAAAACAUCCGCACUCUCAUUUUUACUCAGCAAGGUCGUAAUUAACUUGAAGCCGUGUGAUUUUACGUGUUUCGCCGAUAUUUUAGAAGAGUGGUGUCUCGAAAGCAAAAAGAAUGAACUAGUCGAAGAUAUAUUUCGCGGAUUGGAUUCGGUCGCCAUUGAAUACGUAGCUGUUCUGUUCUUAAAGCGUUGCGAUUCUGAACUCGGUGUGCGUCCUAUUUUCGGAAAUUUAUUGACAGAACCGAAUUGGAGAUAUAUUUUAACAACUAAAAUUCCUUUAAUGCGUUAUUACGAGGACGAAAAGCUGGUCGUGAACUUGAUUUCCUAUUUGUCAUGUUUCUCGAACGAAAAUAAUAAUCCUUUAUCAGAAUUACUAAUAAAGCUUUUAGAAAUUUGGAGGGAUAAAAGUAUUUUGAAUCAUGCGUCUUUAGAACAGCACAAAUACAUUACGAAGCUGAUUAUUCUGUGUGUAAAAAGUUGUAAAGAUCUUUUAAGUAAUACCGAAAGAGAUCAGUGCCAGAAACUGUUGCUUUCCGGAGUAUCUGUCCAUCUCGAGUGCACAAAUAUAACUUUAAGAGCGAUGGGCAUGAUGGUUGCCGAGAUUUGCACGAAUUCUUUGUGUAAUAUUGAUAAAGCACCGAAAUUAAAGUUUGACUACGAUAACAUGCCUGCGCAAGUGUUAGAAUUGCUUCAAUAUCUGAAGAAUCUGAAUACGUCUGCAACGGCUGUAAAUGUGAAAGAACAAUACGAGCGAAGCGGCGACUUAAUAACCGGAAAUAUUGUCUUCGAUUCUCUAAGUAGCAGAAAGAUCUACGAAUUGGGCGUGGACUGCGGUAUUUUACCCGGCGUUGAAAAUCUGUCGAACGAGAGAACUGAAGAGAGCACACACUUGUCGAAAAAUGGCGCGAUAAGAAAUGAUCUAACGAAGAAGGAUGAAAUGAAGCAACAGGCGAAGCCAAAAUGCAACGACGGUUCAGAUCUAGACAGCGACGAUGACUUGGUUCCUUACGAUAUGAACGAUGACAAACCGUCCAGUAAGACACGCCCGACGUACCUGCGAGACUUGCGCGAUAAUUUAACGGAUGAACGUACUUUCUCCAAUCCCGAAAUUUUCUCCGAAUCCAUGCUGGUCUGCGAAGAACUAAUAUUAACACAACUGCCGAACGACGAUGUGUCCUUCGCGUUAGAACUUCUGCGGCUUCUCGUCACGCUAAAGCAACAUUCUUAUAUGGAGAACUUUGAACUGGUGAUUUUCAAAUGUUGCGUAGCGAUUGUAACUGUGCGCCCGAAGGAAUGCGCCGAAUUUCUCUGUAAAGAGUUUUACGAGGACGUUGGCAGGUAUUCACUGAGUCAUCGCUUAUUGUUCCUGGAUAUAUUAGCCGAGUCUGCCAAGCAGUUAUCAAAAAUCGAUGUCGAUGACGCGGAUAGCGCCGACGUUACCGUAGAUACGGCGAUUAAGAAGAAACGAAUUCCAAGCCGAAUAUCACUUUUUAUCGAUACGCAAGAAAAUAAAAAACAACAAGUGUGGUCGAACGAGGACUUCGACAUUGAUUUACAAGCGUCGGAAAAUCAAUCUGCGGAUUGGCAAGAAAUUGUCGAUAAAAGAAUCGCGUCGCGUACGAGACGAUUUGCGCAUAAUUCCAAGUCUCCCAAGUUACGCAUUAAUCACUUUGGAAAUGUAGCGUCUUCAUUUUUCUAUCCGCUUUUGCACGGCUUUGGCCGUCGAGAUGUUCUCAAGCUGAGCGGCUUGAAAAUUUACGCGGAUCAGGAAAAUAUCUUAUUGCUACGUUUCCUGAAAACACUGUCUGCCAUAAUGUUAGCGGCGCAAAAUUGUCCGCUGGCAUCGAAGAUGGGCAAAGAAAUAUUGGAGCUUUUGUGGACGGUGAGGAAUCACGAUGAAGCGACAGUGAGAUUAGCCGUUACGGAAAAUAUCGGAUCCGUACUUAUUGCGGUGCCGAAAGAUGCCAUCAUCGACGAAUUGUCUGAGCCUUUGAUGGAAAUAAGAGAAUGGCUUCUGUUGUCGCAAAAUGUCGUCAAUGGCGAACACGACGCAAAUUGCAGGGCUUUAAACGCGAAAGUGCUAUCCUUCGUCAAUUUGAUUGUAACCUCCGCUUUUAAUUCUGUGUAGCUUAAUCGAGAGACUUUCAAUUUUUACAAUAUUAUUGGAAAGAACUUUUUAUUCUUACAGUAUUGUAAUCAUUUAUGUGAAGAUUAUGUAUGUACAUUUUCUCGUAGAACAUAUUUUGUUGAGUUAAUUUUUCUAUUUGCGAAAAUUAUAAACUACAAAAUGGAUUAUGUAAUAUAAUUUAUAUACAAAGAAGUUUUGUUAUUGUAAUUUUUAAUUGAUGUUUAAACCAUACAGAAUUCGUACAUUAGCAAUAGCAAUAUGUUAAUUAGCAAUAACGAUCUUGCUAACGACGUUGAAAACAAUUUUACAUAGGUCAACAUAUGUAACAUAUUUAUAUGACAUUAUACAACAUAAAAGAUCGCUUUGUAAUACAAUGCUUUUAUUUAUAGUACUUUGUAGAGAGUACGCAUUGUUUAAUUAAUUUAAAUAUUAUAAAAUAAUUGAACAAUAUGUA
Messenger RNA from Temnothorax curvispinosus, 5015 nucleotides. RefSeq names its product telomere length regulation protein TEL2 homolog. NCBI's taxonomy places the organism in Eukaryota, Metazoa, Arthropoda, Insecta, Hymenoptera, Formicidae. The record is from RefSeq and is a predicted model, not a curated record. Gene Ontology annotation, biological process: protein stabilization; telomere maintenance via telomerase. Gene Ontology annotation, cellular component: cytosol. The transcript has 8 exons. Gene Ontology annotation, molecular function: Hsp90 protein binding; telomeric repeat DNA binding. Bases 239 to 4561 code for a protein of 1440 amino acids.